AUGGCCAAGAAAGCUUUAUUGAUUGGGAUCAACUACGUGGGAACGAAGGCAGAGCUACGAGGCUGCGUCAACGACGUCCGUAGGAUGCAUAUAAGCCUCGUCGAACGGUAUGGAUUCUCCGAGAAGAACAUCAAAAUGUUAAUUGAUACUGACAGUUCUUCGAUCAAACCGACCGGUAAGAACAUAAGACAGGCGUUGUUGGAUCUCGUUGAACCGGCUAAACCGGGUGAUGUUCUCUUCGUCCAUUACAGUGGACACGGGACUAGGUUGCCCGCCGAAACUGGAGAAGACGAUGAUACUGGUUACGAUGAGUGUAUUGUUCCUUCUGACAUGAAUCUCAUCACCGAUGAUGACUUCAGGGAUCUUGUGGACAUGGUGCCAAAGGAUUGUCCCAUUACAAUCAUCUCUGACUCCUGUCACAGUGGCGGUCUCAUAGAUGAAGCCAAAGAGCAGAUUGGAGAGAGCACGAAGAAGAAGAAUAGAGACUCUGGAGACUCUUCAACGAUCAACAAGGAGACAGAAGCAGAGAUCAAUGAAGUGGGAAGCAGAUCUCUGCCAUUGGAGACUUUCAUUGAUAUGCUGAAGCAAGAAACAGGCAACGACAAUAUCGAAGUCGGGAAGAUCAGGACAACCCUUUUCGAUAUGUUUGGAGAAGAUUCAAGCCCAAAGGUGAAGAAGUUCAUGAAUGUGAUUCUAAGCAACCUACAAGAGACUAUUGCUACUAGUCCAGGUGAGAUAUUGGGAUCAAUUGAGAAUCUAGCUCAAGAGUUUCUUGAGCAGAAGCUUAACGACGAUGUGAAACCAGCUAUCCAAGAGGUGUACGCAGGCGCUAUCAAUGGUGCAUUCCCUGAUAACGGUAUACUGAUCAGUGGUUGCCAAACUGAUCAAACUUCGGCUGACGCAAGCCCACCGGGUCACCCUGAAUUGGCUUAUGGAGCACUCACCAAUGCUAUACAGAUCAUACUUGGUGAGACUAAAGGUAAGAUUAGUAACAAAGAUCUUGUUUUGAAGGCUAGGAAGCUUCUUAAGAAACAGGGAUUUGAUCAACGACCGGGACUGUAUUGCAAUGAUGCCUACGUCAAUGCUCAGUUUAUAUGUUGAUAACACAAGUUGGGGAGGUUUGUUGUUUGCUGAUUUGGUUUCGUGUGGAAUAAAUUUUAUGAUAUUUGUGUUAUUGUGACAUUGAUUUGAAUAUUUUUUUUAAUGCCAAGU
Molecule: messenger RNA, 1212 nt
Organism: Capsella rubella
Lineage: Eukaryota; Viridiplantae; Streptophyta; Magnoliopsida; Brassicales; Brassicaceae
Product: metacaspase-6
Exons: 2
Coding region: 1-1101 (366 amino acids)
Biological process (GO): proteolysis
Molecular function (GO): cysteine-type endopeptidase activity
Source: RefSeq, a predicted model, not a curated record